Messenger RNA from Diabrotica balteata, 936 nucleotides. The record is from the annotation of a GenBank genome assembly. NCBI's taxonomy places the organism in Eukaryota, Metazoa, Arthropoda, Insecta, Coleoptera, Chrysomelidae.
AUGGUUACUACUACGAAUGCGGUCACUAGUACUAGUAUGAUUCAAGGAAAUAGCAUGUUGCCUUCACCUAACACCCCUGGCACAGGCGAGAAUAAUGGUAUUAAGAGAAUUAGUGAUAAUAGAAGGAGUAACAAGCCUAUUAUGGAGAAAAGGCGGAGGGCGAGGAUAAAUAACUGUCUUAAUGAGUUAAAAACGCUCAUUUUGGACGCGAUGAAAAAAGAUGUUCUUACAUAUGGUGCAGAAACACUGACUCUGACAAAAAGAACAAUAGGUAAACUAAGAGUUACACAACGUGCUAUGCCUGCCAGACAUUCGAAGCUUGAAAAAGCAGACAUCCUCGAGAUGACAGUCAAACAUUUACAGAAUCUUCAAAGACAGCAAGUCGCAAUGUCAGCGGCGGCAGAUCCCUUAGUAGUUAAUAAAUUUAGAGCAGGGUUUAGCGAGUGCGCUUCUGAAGUCGGUAGAUUUCCAGGUUUAGAUCCAAUCGUUCGACGAAGGUUACUUCAGCAUCUAGCCAAUUGUCUCAGCCAAGGUUCCAAACCACAAGAAGUUCCUCAAGUACAGGUUCACAUACUUCCAAAUACUCAAAAACCUCUAGAGCAGCAAGUACCCCAAAGCAGUGGCAUUAUUCUUAGCAACAGUAAUGGUACUGGAGUUCAACUAGUACCGACAAGACUACCGAAUGGGGAUUUAGCUCUGGUACUUCCUGCAACUUUACAAGCACAGCCACAGUAUUCUUCGGCCGUGGUACCAUUAUUAGUGCCAAUAGUACCGGAAAGAACCGCUUCAACCACAUCAGCGGCCAGCAGUUACUCAAAUUAUUCUCCCAGUCAUAGUCCCGAACCUAUGGAAUCUAUGUACAGCCAACCGAGGCCAUUGUCUUUGGUAGUAAGGAAAGCGGAGCCUGAGGAAGAUAAACCUUGGAGACCGUGGUGA